AUUUAUCUGGCAAACAUUAUGAAGCAAAGCCACGCCUACCAUAGCCGUUGAAGAGAAAUGUCAAACCCUCAGAAGAUAUCUUCGGAAUCCCAAGCCCUCUUAGCCGCCCAAAAUGACAGCGAAAGACUGCAAGUCUUUCAAGAGUUAAAACCACGCUGUAUCGCUCUCAGCAGGUGCAUCCUUACCUCUAGCCCCAACAACCGUGAGCUUACAGCUGCUCUGGCCGAGCUCUAUCCAACGCUGCAGAAUGCGGCACAAGAACGCCUCGACGAAAAGCUGGGAGACUACGUUUUUUUCCCGCUGUCACACGUAUUCCGGCGGUACCGGGAGCUCAACGAUCACUCGCUCGAGCUGGCGCUGCUGUGUCUCGAAGUGCUGAUAUGCACCUGCUGGCGCGUGAACAUCUCGGCGGAGAUGGGGAAGCAGUUGCUGAUUCUCCUCACAUUCGUGAUUGGGGGGAAUCCGAAUGUGGAGGAGCAGCAGCAGGAGGAAGGGAACAGGAGUGAGGAGACGAAGCUGGCAGGUUGUAGGUGUCUACUGAAUCUCUUUGGAAGCUUUGUGAGAUCUGGUGGCGCGGCAGUGAUUGGAGAGGCCGACUCGAUUCCUGCUGUGGGGCAUACGGUCACUACGCUGCUUACGACUUUCUCGGAGGCGGAUAUGUUGGAGCUCCAGAUUGUGUCGCUACAGGCGAUGGAUAAACUGCUGCUGGAGACGGUCAAGGAUGAGGACAUGAGGGCCAGUUUCUAUCCCGGUGUUGUUUCUGGGGUCGUCAGAGCACUUGGCCUGGGAAAGACCACGAAGCGGCCGUAUCAGGUCCUGAAGGAUAUGGUGAAGCUGCUGGAGCGGCUCAUUUCGAGGGUUCUGGACGAUGUACGGGUCUUCAACCUUCCCGACGCCGAAGCAAGUGACACGGAGUCGGUGGGGAUUCGUCGGACGAAAUCAUGGUUAAAGGCUACCGCUGCGAAUACCAAGGUUUCGCUGGAACAGGUGUUGAAGCUACGGACACAUCCCAAGAUCGAGGUUCGUACCGCUGUUCUGCAACUAUCCUUACAACUCCUAGAGUUGUGUUCAUCGUCUCUCGAUGAAGCGACGAUGAUACUGGUGGAGACCUUGGUCGUUAUCGCUGGCAACGAAGACGAGUCACUGGCUAGUCUGGCGGGAAACUCGAUCCGUGUGAUGGCAUCGAUGGAGGGCAAGGUGAAAGAUGCUGUUAGAGAAUGUCUGGAUGCAUGGAUCGCUGGCCUACCGCGGGUGAUGACUGGAAACAACGAAGAUGCGAAGCAGCGUGUCAUCACGAGAUUAUCCGUUGCGUUUGGGUUGUGCAUGGAGUUAAAUAUGGAGUCGGACAUUCUAAGGGACAUGCUCGCCGAUGGCAUCAAGGAGAGUUUGCUUGCUGCCAAAGCACCAGAGAACGCCGGGACGACACUGGUACGAGCAACCCCGGUUCGGCCCAAGCUUGAAAUGCUGUUGGCGGAUCAUACAACUUCGGGAGGGAGGAUCGCAAAGUUCCAAGAUGUGAUUGUGGGCCAGCGGAGUCAAAUGGGGACCAUGGAGAGCAUGAAGCGGCUCUUGGGAGCCCUCAGGCUAUCAUCUGAAGAGAACGGAAUGGCACUCGCACAGCGUCACCUCCGAGACGCAGGAGCACGAGGCCUUUCGGUAAAUGAGCGGGCAGUAUCUUUCUGGAUAGCCAUUAACCUCCUCCGCGGAUCCGUUAGCGCCGGGAAUGAAGUCGAUAUGUAUCUCGACUUUGGCCUCCUGGAGCCAUCCAUCCUACAACGUCACGUCACCGAUGAGCUCCUCGCGCUCGCCUUGGAGAAUCUAAUCACCACCAACCAAGAUGAAGCCGAGAGCGUCGAAAAUGCACCUCUCCACUGUCUCGCGCUCGAAGCCCUCUCCCUAGUCGCAGAAACGCAGAAACGUGAAUUCCGCGGCGAGCUUGUGGAUGCACUAUACCCGGUCGUUCACAAUCUCGGCUCCUCGUCCGCUGAAGUGCAGAACCAUUCUAUCGUCGCUCUCAACAACAUCGCUGCCAGCUGCGAGUACUCCAGCGCUAAGGAACUUCUCCUCGACAACGUCGACUACAUGGUCAACGCCGUCUCACUAAAACUCAACAUCUUCGACCUGUCGCCGCAGGCGCCAAUAGUCCUCAACAUGAUGCUCAAGCUUGUCGGCCCCAAAUUAGUCCCCCACCUGGACGACCUCGUCGUCAGCAUGUUCUCCAUUCUAGAUGGCUUUCAUGAGUAUGAGAAACUGUGCGAGGAGCUGUUUGUGGUCCUCGCCAGUAUCGUAAAGGAAAGCUCCAAAGGAGACCCGGAUGUGAAGCGGAUCGAGUUUGAUGGAGAGACUAUGGGGGGGAAUCGACGCAAAAAACGAAGGAUCCUGAAGGACAAUGAGUUCAUACUGUUUUUGAAAGAGUAUCGGGAUGAGAAUAGGCCCAGACUGGAACCACUUGAUUCACUCCCAGUAGAUGAAGAAGAAAUGGACGGCGACGAGGCAGAUGGGAAAUUUCCUCGCAAGCCAUGGGGCAAAGGCAAAGGCAAAGACAAAGACAACCCCCUCUCUUCCCCCGCUCCGGACGACAACGAAGGCAAAGACGAAGACGGGCCUCCACCCCCACCGCCCGAGGAGGAAUCACCCCCACCGUCCAAAACCUAUGAUAUAGUCCAGCGCAUCACACGGCUCAGCCAGCACUACCUAACGCAUGGCUCUUUCAGUCUCCGGGCCAAGGUACUGCACUUGAUCAAAGACAGCACGUCUACCCUCUCGAUGAACGAGCGCGAGUACCUUCCCGUAAUCAACGACAUCUGGCCGAUGGUGUAUGCGCGUCUGCACGAUCCCGAGCCGGGUGUAGUCAUCCAAGCGUGCCAGGCGAUUUCGGGGAUCGCAGAGACUUCCGGAGACUUCUUGGCUUCGCGGGUGAGGGAUGGAUUGCCGGGAAUUUUCAAGGUUUAUAAUCACGCGUGGGCGAAUCUGGUCAAAGAGCGACGGGGUGGCUCGGGUGGGAUGGGAGUGUAUGGCACGGGGUAUAAGCUGUGGGAUGCGGUGGUUAAGAUGUUGACUGCUCUUGUGGAGCAUGUGGGUGUGAGCGAUGAGGUGCUGGAUAAGGUGUGCGAUAUGUGCGGGGCGGAGGUGUUGCGUGAGAGGGAAGAUCUGAGGAGUGCGUUGGAAGAGGCGGCGCCGGACACGGUUUGGUUGGUGUUAGAAAGUUCAAAGAUGGAGGAGAGGAAGUGGGAGGAACGGAUGCCGGUGGGGUUUGUAGUACCGGUAUUUUAAUUCACUUUACUCUGUGGCUACAUUGAUAACU
Molecule: messenger RNA, 3304 nt
Organism: Tricharina praecox
Lineage: Eukaryota; Fungi; Ascomycota; Pezizomycetes; Pezizales; Pyronemataceae
Product: armadillo-type protein
Exons: 2
Coding region: 58-3273 (1071 amino acids)
Biological process (GO): chromatin remodeling
Cellular component (GO): cytoplasm
Source: RefSeq, a predicted model, not a curated record